Molecule: messenger RNA, 4837 nt
Organism: Phlebotomus papatasi
Lineage: Eukaryota; Metazoa; Arthropoda; Insecta; Diptera; Psychodidae
Gene: Ptpmeg2
Product: tyrosine-protein phosphatase non-receptor type 9
Exons: 7
Coding region: 363-2267 (634 amino acids)
Biological process (GO): protein dephosphorylation
Molecular function (GO): protein tyrosine phosphatase activity
Source: RefSeq, a predicted model, not a curated record
AAGCCCGGCAGAGGCGUUCAAAGUACCAUGUUGUCAAGUCACUCCGGGAGUAAAAUUGAAAAUAUGAAAACGUGCCAAAAAAGUGUUUAAAACCCAAGCAAAAGUAGUUUUGUGUACAAAAGUAUGUUACUGUCGGUACCAAGGACAAUAGUGCAUGUGCUCCAGUGAGUGCACAAUAAUGCCAAUUGUGGGAAAAUCAGCAAAAUUCUCACACACUCUCUCUCACCAUUGAAUUUUUAUCGGGAAAGAAGGAGGAAACAUCAUUCAGUGCGACACCCAAAAACGAAAUUUUCACAUAGAGAUAAUUCCAAGUUCAUUCAUCAAUUUUCCACCCACUGGAUACACCCAUAUCAUCCUGCAACAUGGAAUCAAACGCUGUUCAGCAAUUUAUUGAUGCCGUGAGCAGUCGCAAAGCAGUUUCACCGGCCACGGCUAUAAAAUUUCUUCUGGCUCGCAAAUUUGACGUGCCACGAGCUGUUGCUCUCUAUGAACAACAUGAAUUAAUUCGUCAAAAGGAGGGCCUCUACAGUUUCGAUCCAAUGUGCGAUCCACUGAGGAGUGAACUGGAGACGGGAAAAUUCACCAUUUUGCCCCAGCGAGAUGCAACAGGUGCUGCCAUUGCACUCUUCACAGCUAAUCUUCACUACCCACUGACUGUGACCCACAAAACCACCCUUCAAGGCGUCGUGUACCAAUUGGAUGUAGCCCUUCAGAAUGCCGAUACCCAGAAAGCCGGCCUAGUAUUUAUCUACGACAUGAGUGGAUCGAAAUAUUCCAAUUUUGACUAUGAUCUAUCUCAGAAGAUUCUAACUCUGCUGAAGGGUGGCUAUCCGGCGCGCCUCAAGAAAGUGCUAAUUGUAACUGCACCACUGUGGUUCAAGGCCCCCUUCAAGAUUUUGCGACUGUUCGUGCGUGAGAAGCUGCGAGAGCGCGUGUUCACUGUGUCCAUACCCCAGCUGAGUCUGCACAUCCCUCGAGAAUCCCUACCGACACGCCUCGGUGGCACGCUCAGCAUUGAUCAUUCCACAUGGUUGUUGCACUGCUUCAAGACAUCGAUGACGAAUCGUGAGGACGAACUUCUGGCAAACAACAUUGGACAGACGCCAAUUGGUGGUCAACAGCCACAGCAGCACAAUUCCACCUCGGACCUCACGACAAUCACCAGCACCACAUGCGGUCAGAGUCCAAAUCAGAAUGAACCACAGGGCAUCGUGAGUGACGGAGCCACGGGCCAGAUCAGUGAACUCUGGUCAGAAAAUCCACCCAGUAGCGCCUCUUCGGGCUUCAGCGAUGACGACAGCCUAGCCGGCACCGAAGGAGACGCCAAGACGAUAGAACAAAUUGUACAAAUGGUGAGGGAACGUGGACGUCAGGGACUGGUACAGGAGUACCUGGACAUCCGAUCCAGAGCCCCCGAGGGCACCUUCACAAAUGCCCGUCUGAGAAAUAACCUAGCCAAGAAUCGCUACACCGAUGUCCUCUGUUACGAUCACAGUCGUGUCGUGCUGUCGCAGGAAGAGGAGGAAGAUCCCUCCUCGGACUACAUCAAUGCCAAUUUUGUAGAUGGGUAUCGACAAAAGAAUGCCUACAUCUCAACACAGGGUCCACUCCCCAAGACAGCCAGUGACUUCUGGCGAAUGGUAUGGGAGCAGCACUGUCUUGUGAUUGUGAUGACGACGCGUGUUAUGGAACGCGGACGCAUCAAAUGUGGACAAUACUGGGACACAGCGGAGGGGAACGCCAAUGAAUUUGGACUAUUUAGGAUUCGAACAGUAUCUGUAGAUACAAAGGAGGAUUACACAGUAGCAUCACUAGAGCUUACCAACACAAAGACUGAAGAAACGAGAAACGUAUCACAUUGGCAAUUCACAAGUUGGCCGGAUUAUGGCGUCCCUGCAUCCGCCAUGGCGAUGCUCAAUUUCCUGCAACGUGUCCGGGAGCAGCAAGCCAAAAUGGUGAAAGCUCUGGGAGACACAUGGGCUGGUCAUCCGCGUGGUCCACCGAUUGUUGUUCACUGCAGUGCCGGUAUUGGACGCACUGGCACUUUUAUCACUCUGGACAUUUGCAUAUCGCGCCUGGAGGACUUAGGUUCGGCCGACAUACGAGGCACUGUGGAGAAAAUCCGCUCUCAACGUGCAUAUUCAAUCCAGAUGCCAGAUCAGUAUGUCUUUUGCCAUUUGGCCCUGAUUGAGUAUGCUCUGUCGAGAGGGAUGCUCCAAUCGGCCGAUUUGGCGGGCUUCGAUGAUCGCGACGAGGAGUCUGAGUAGAGAGUGUGACAUUGUUUAGGACUAUCGUUGUUUUUAUACUUUUUAAGAGAAAAUGAUCGUUUUUUUUAGGCAUUCUCAAGAAUCACUGAAUCAUCUUUUUUCUUUCUAUCCCUCCUCCUCAUUUAACAUUAUUUUCUUUUCCUUUCUUGAACAUCGAAAAGAUUAUAUAUAUAUAGUUUUGUUAGCUAAAAUGAAUAAAUAACGUAAUAAUUACCUCUUAUAAACAUGAGAGAGUCUUUUAUGAGAAUAUUUCUUGACUCAUCACUCUAUUUUUUUUCUUAUUUCUCCGUUGUACGAGGGAGAGAGAACAACACAUAUUUAUUCACAUUACUCAGUCUCCGGACCAAGAUAGGCAAAAAAUAAAAUGAAAAGUUCUAAUAAAUCGUUCAAGAUAUAGAAGAGAGAUAUUUAAUCAAUUUUCUUAGAUAAAAUAUUGAAAAAAACAAAUUUGAUACACUGAAAAAAUUGUGGAAUUUAUCGGAUUUUUGUUUUUGAGCUUUUCUUGUACACAAGACACAUUUCGUCGCUAUGAAUGGGCCUAAAAAAAACAGAGUUACCAAGAUAAAUCAUUAUCCUUGUUCCAUUCUCAUCUCGGCUGCUUUUAUGGCAGAAAAAAUAUGUUUUUUUUUCUUUAGGGAAGUAUUGAGUUCUAAUAGAAACAAUUUUGUAAGGAAUAAGAAAAGAGGAAACGAAAAAAAGUAAAUUUUGAUAUUUUCCGUUCAAAUUGAACUUUUUUACCUGACAAAACCGUCCUACAAUUUUUCUUCUAAGUUUUGUCAUUCACAGUUUAAUCAUCCUUUGCAACGAGCAAAUAUUUCUGCAUUUCUCCCCUAGAAAUAAUAAAUAUUCCACGGAUUUUUAAAUGGCAUUACUGGAAAUAUUAACUGAAACUGAACUGAACCAGUUUCAUUUCCGAAUUCUAAACUGUUAAAUCCGAAUUCUAAACACUUCAAAGAUUUUGACAGCUUCGAAUGAAAUUACUGGAAUUUUGACAUUUUUCGUAAUACUUCGAAAACUUUUGACAGUUCUCAAUAAGAUGUCAGAUUGUUUCUCAAAAUUGACAGAUUUUACAAAAACCUUUAUUUGUUUGACUGUAAAUGAGGCUGACAGUGGCUGUCAAAUUCCGCCAAGUUUAGAAAACCAAUUUCCACAGUUUAGAAUUUCGAAACCGAUCAGUACAUUAAUUCCUCAAAUCUGUGGAACGAACAAAAUCAUUCUUAAAUGUCAACUUACAAUUUUAUAAGGUGAGAAAAAUCGAAAGAAAAAAAACUAUAGAUAAACUUGAAUGAAAAUAAAAUUACGAUUUCAGUAGAAAAUUCGCAUUAGAAACCGUCUUUAGAACGCUAGAAAAACAAAAAAAAAGAAGAAAAAUUAACAAAUUGUAAUUUUUAUAGUGAAAAUUUUUACAUGGAAACAAAUGAAAAAAUUUCUCUCUUCGAAUUCUAGCAUAUUUUUCUGGAACAUUAAAAAAUAUAACAAUUAAAAACAAUUCAAAAAGUAUUUACUUUGUACAUAUAGUGAAAUUGCUAAGAAUUCCAGAAUAUUGUGUGAAAGAAAACAUUAAAAAAAAAAACCUUCAAAAAAUGAAGUGUAUCAAGUUGUCACUAAAAUUAAUCUUAAAAAAACCAACAAUUAAUAAUAAAUACAAUUAAACAGUGAAAAAGAAAGUGACAUGAACAAAGGCGCAAGAAAACUAGAAAUCAUUUUUUAGUAAUACUAGAUAAUAAGAAAAAUUAAAAGAUGAUGAAAAUUAUGAAUAAAACAAAAACAGUGUAAUUUAAGUGAUUUGUAAUAACAAAAACAACAAAUAAGAAAAAAAAGAUGAAAAAAUUAAAUAUUGAAUUAUUUAUUACUCUAAAUCAAAUAUUAAAAAGAAGAAAAAAAGAAAAAUAGCAUUAAUAAGAAAGUAAAUAAAAUUUACCUUCAUAUCCCAAACAAAUUAACUCCUCUUUUUGUAUAGAAUAGAACAAAAAAAGAAAAAAAACAAAACACCCGUACUGAAAAAUAUUACAAAAAUUAUAUUGAAAAAUUUCCACAAAAAAACCGCAUAAAAAUACAAAUAAAGUAUCAGUUGUUUUGCAACUUCUACCGUGAGAAAUUCUGUUCUCCCCCCCCUUCUUUGUUUUUUGUACAUCGCCUGCAACAUUUUCCAUCAUCACUUUUGUUAAACUGACUUCUUUUGUGAUAAGAUGUUCAAAUUUUUGUUGUCAGAGAAAAUGAUGAUUAAGUAGAUAAAUCUUCCUUAAGGCAUUCUUUACGUAACAACACAUUUAUAAAGAACAUUAAUAAAAUAGAACUGAUAGAAGCAUUAAAAAAAAGUGAGUAACAAAUCCAUUUUCUCAGAAUUUUCAUCAAAAAUUUUAAUAAUAAACACAAAUUGAAUGUGGAAAAAAAGUAUUUUCAAGCAGUCUUUUUCAUGCGCCACCAAAACAGUCCGAAAAAAUUGUGUUAUAAACAAAUUUAAAAAAAAAAACAUUGUAAAAGAAUGUCUCAAAUAUUUAAAAAUAAAUAAAUGUAAUUCUCCAUAGUGUUGUAAACGGAUUCAAGAAAUAUAAUUAAUGCAAACAUAA